Messenger RNA from Brassica oleracea var. oleracea, 5082 nucleotides. RefSeq names its product disease resistance protein TAO1-like. The transcript has 5 exons. The record is from RefSeq and is a predicted model, not a curated record. The coding region runs from base 1075 to 4611 and encodes 1178 amino acids. NCBI's taxonomy places the organism in Eukaryota, Viridiplantae, Streptophyta, Magnoliopsida, Brassicales, Brassicaceae. Gene Ontology annotation, biological process: defense response; signal transduction. Gene Ontology annotation, molecular function: ADP binding; ATP hydrolysis activity.
UUCUCGGAUCAUUUAGUAGCUACAGAAACACGCUCGAGUUACCGUGUGAGACAGAGCUGAACAACGGCGACGGUGACCUCUGUUUCUCCUUAGAUGACGUCACCGACUUCUUCUACAAUGAUUGCCCUGGCGCUGUUAACUUCUCUGAUCUCGAUGGUAAAACGCGACGUUUUACACUUCCUACGGUUCUAUCUGUGGAAUGCAGCGAGCUUGAAGGUUCUUCCGUGUUGGAGAAAUCGUUGUUUGUGUGAUAAAGAGUGAGAUUGGAGGAUGGAGAGAUUAUCCAAUUUCUUAUUCCUAUAGUGUUCUUUGUUCGAUUCUUGGUUCAGAAGCGGUUGAAAUUAGUGAGUUGAGGGCGUGGAUUCUGGUGAAUUCAACGAGAUACGGUGUUGUAAUCGAUACAUACAUGAGUGAUCAUGUUCUCUUGCUGUUUAGGUUGUCUAUGAAAGCUGUUGUUAAGGAAGCUAUUGUGUUUAUGUUAGAGUCUGAUGCUAAUGUUGUGGCUGAGGAGCGGAUUUUUACCUGCAAAAGCAGAACGUAUGAGUGUCCAGUUUUGUUUCGAGUGUUGUCUUGGUUAGCCUCUCGGCCGCCGCAGUAGGGAACCUAGGAAACAGAACUCGUUUGAAGAUAAAUACAAUCCAUUAGAAAGAGAUUGAAGUUAAAAAGAAGGUUGGUCUCGACUUUGAGACAAUCUUGCAGUAAAAGUUUACAAGGAGCAUCGUCAGUAUCCUCUUUUGUAUCCUCUUUUGCAUCCUUUACCAUGUUUUUUACAUUAAAAACAAUACUUUGUUUGUAUUCAGUUCUUUUUUUAUGGAAAUACAUGAGCAUUAGGUCACGUGUGAUACAAGAAAGAAAAGUACGGCUACACGGCGGAGCUCCAGAGUAAUCAGAAACCACCAGAGGCGAGAACACAAAACUCGGAGAUUCCUGUGAACUUCAAUCUCACUGAUAAGCUCGGGAGAUCGCCGCUCUCUGUUCUCAGCGGAAACGCUCUUCCUCUGUUUCCCAUUUCAGACGGCGACCUUGAUCUCGAAUACAUCUCUCUGAGUGGCACACGACUGAUCUGCUCGUCUGAUGGCUCUUUCUGCUUUGUCUCGCCAAUGUAAACACCAUGUCUUUCCUAGCUUCCACGGGCCAGAUGUCCGUAGAGGCUUUCUCAGCUACUUACUGAAGGAGUUCAAAGAGAAAGGAAUCGACGUCUUCAUAGACAAUGACAUAGAGAGGAGCAAGUUGAUUGGUCCCGAGCUCACUGAAGCUAUAAGAGGAUCGUUAAUUGCACUUGUCUUGAUCACGAGGAACUACGCUUCAUCAGCCUGGUGUCUGAACGAGUUGGUGCAGAUCAUGAAGUGUUGGGAAGAAGAUAAGCAGACCGUGCAGGUGAUUUUCUAUGAAGUGGAUCCAUCUGACGUGAAAAAUCAGAAGGGAGACUUUGGAGCUGUCUUUCAUAAAACUUGUGCAGAGAAAUCAACGGAUGAAGUUGAGAGAUGGAGACAAGCUUUGCAGAUUGUGGCUCAAAUCGCUGGUUACCAUACAAGCAACUAUGAUGAUGAUGUGGUCAUGAUUGAAACAAUUGUUACCGAUAUUUCGAACAAGUUCAAUGAUUCCACAACAUCAAAUGAUUCCAACAGCUUGGUUGGGAUUGGAACUCAUAUCAAGGAGAUAGAGUCAUUGUUGUCCUUUGAAUCCGAUGAAGUCCGGAUGGUUGGUAUCUGGGGUCCUGCUGGAAUUGGUAAGACGACCAUCGCCAGAGCUUUAUUUAGAGAGUUCUCAAGUAAGUUUACACAUGCUGCUUUUAUUGAGAGUAUCAAAGGAAAGUUUGAGCAAAACUAUCGAGACAAGCACGCCUUCAUGUUGCAUUUACAAGAACAACUUUUGUCUGAGACCUUAAAUCAGAAAGAUCUUAAAAUAGGUCAUUUGGGUGUGGCAAAAGCAAGGCUGAAGGACAAGAAAGUGCUUGUCGUUCUUGAUGAUGUGGAUGACUUAAAGCAGCUAGAAGCCAUGACUGACAAAACUUGCUGGUUUGGUCCUCAAAGUAGGAUUAUCAUCACCACAAAGGAUAAAAAGCUUUUGGUAGCACAUGAGAUCAACCAUAUUUACCAAGUGGGUUUUCCAUCUACAUCUGAAGCUCUUGAAAUUCUCUGUUUGUCUGCUUUUCGUCAAAAUUCACCGUCAAUUGGGUUUGAGGACAUGGCCAUAGAAGUUACACGGCUUGCCGGUCAUCUUCCUUUGGGUCUACGUGUUUUUGGCGCAUAUCUACGAGGAGUGUCCAGAGAUCAGUGGAUACAUGCAUUGCCUAGCCUAAGGAUGAGUCUUGAUGGGGAGAUUGAGAAAGUAUUAAGGUUCAGCUAUGAUGCUUUAUCCGAGGAAGUUCAGGAAUUGUUUCUUCAUAUAGCAUGUUUUUUCAAAGGUGGGCACAUUAAUGACGUGGUGGAGUGUCUUGCGGACGGUCUUUUGAACGUCAACCACGGGCUCCAAAUGUUGGUGGAUAAAUGUUUCAUAUCUUUACAGGAGCGGAGAUGGUUGGUGGUGCAUAAUUUGCUGGAGAAAUUGGCCAAAGAAAUUGUUCGUAAACAGUCGGUUUCUGAUCCUGGGAAACGUCAGUUCUUGGUGGAUGCUCAGGACAUUUGCGAUGUACUCGAGGAAAAUGCUGGCACUAAAUCUGUUCGAGGAAUAGAUUUUGACUUAUCGGAGGUCAGGGAAGACUUAAUUAUUGACGAGCAAGCCUUUAAAGGGAUGUCUAGGCUCCAGUUCUUAAGAUUCCGUAGAGGGAGUGUGUAUGAAAACACCAAACUUCUCUUACCGCAGGGUCUGAAAUUUAGAGCUAGUAAACUUAGAUUUCUUGAAUGGGAUCAGUUUCCACUGACAUGUUUUCCUCGUGAGUUUCAACCGCGGUGCCUUGUCAAACUCGUGAUGAGGCACAGCAAGCUUGAGAAGCUGUGGGAAGGACCUAUUCCGCUCCCAUGUCUGAAGUUGAUGGACCUGACUCAUUCCUUCUACCUCAAAGAACUUCCGGAUCUGUCUAAUGUCACUAAUCUUGAGGCACUGAAUGCUUGUUUUUGCUCAACUAUGUCGAAGAUCUCGUUCAUUGGGAAGUCCACUAGUCUGGAGGAAUUGCAUCUAGCUGGUUGCUCCAAGUUGAUAGUGAUCCCCUCUUCCAUUGGGAAUGCCAUUAAUUUCAUGACGUUGAAUGAUUGCCGGGCUCUGGUACAACUCCCAUCCUCUAUUUGGAGCCUCAAGAAGUUAAAGAAGCUGGGAAUUGCAGGAUGCGCAAAGCUGAACCAUUUUGGGUCACAGUUGAGAAGCUUUCCUGAUGUUUCGGGAAACAUUACAGAAUUCGAUAUUAGUGAUACAGCGAUGGAAGAAUUUCCUUCAUCAAUCAUGGCUUUUUCGUGUCUUCGUAAACUCUCAACAGAGAUUGCCGGAAACCUCAAGGUGUUUCCAGAUGUUCCUGACACCAUCGAAGUAUUACAGUUGCACCAUACGGGGAUAGAAGAAAUUCCUCCAUCGAUUCAGAAUCUCUCACGUCUCACUGAACUGAGCAUGCCUCUCUGCAAGAAGCUAAAGGUCCUUCCUACCAACGUCAACCUGCAAUCUCUCUCUCGACUUGAUCUCAGUUCCUGUACACAAUUGAGAACGUUUCCAGAGAUAUCUACAAGCAUUAGAUAUCUUGAUCUGAGCAAUACUGCUAUAGAAGAAGUCCCUUCGUCCGUAUGGUCUUGGUCCCAUCUUCUUGAAUUGAACUUGGAAGAUUGCCGCAGCUUUCGGGUGCUCCAUAGUUUUCCUGACAACAUCGAAGAGUUGGACUUGGACUUGAGCAAUACGGUCUCAGGUGGUGAUUUACGUAUAAACCUCAAAGGGUGCAAGAAUCUUGUGUCAUUGCCCAACAUUCCGUAUUUCGUAUCACUCCUUGAUGCAUCUAACUGUGAGUCGCUGGUGAGAAUAGAUGGCUUCUUUACCAAUCCAGAGAGACGUCUCAGCUUUGCUAAUUGUUUCAAGCUGAGCGAAGCAGCGAGAGAACUCAUCGAGGAAUCGGAUUACAAGUUUGCGCUCUUACCUGGUGGAGAACUGCCUGCAGACUUUGAUCACCGAGCAAGAGAGGGUUUACUAACUGUCAAUUUGGAUCAGAGCCCUCUUCCUUUAUUCUUCAGAUUUAGAGCUUGCCUUUUACUGCCUGGCCACUAUAUAGAAAACAAGCAUCCUUUUGGGUAUACUUUUGGGCAUGAUAAGGACGAUAAAUGGAUGGGUAGCAAGAGGCUUUCAUGUGACAUCUGGUGCGUUCAGAAUGGCGUCGAUAUUGGACAUGGAUCAUGCAAAUACCGGCUAACAGCAAGCUUCAUUUCACUUAGAUCCAAGGAGCAUCUGUAUUUCUUGAAAUCUUCCAUUUCACUAAACCUUCCUGAAACAGAUGUGAAUUUCAGCGAGCUUCAUUUUGAGUUCAAGAUCUCUGGUAAGAAUGUAAAAGACUUUGCGGUACAACUCUUGGAAGACCCUGGUGUUCAUGAUGAGGUUAGAAUGCACGGGGACGUUGAGUUGGUGCCGUCUCACGUACCGGAUUCAGCCGGGGGGCGGGUACGGCACGUGUACUCCUUUAAACGUCAACGUCUCGAGUAAUGCAGGGACGGCGAGGACUCAAAUGGGGACGGAUUGGUGAGUUGACGGAGACGUCUCCGAAACGUUUCUAAGCCAUAUUCUUGUUUUUUUUUUGCUUGAUAUAUGAUUAAGAAAGGUUUAGAUUAAUCAUUUACAUGUUGAAAGCAAUUAAAAAUGAGAUGAUGGAACCAUAGAAUCAAGUAAAAAAAGCUAUGGUAGCCAUAGAUUAAGUUUCAAAUGGUGUGGAGAAGAUGAAGGAUUGAAGGGUCAAUGGAUGAAGAGUACAGAGAGCAGAACAGAGUUGGGUGCAUUAGAGCUAGGUAGGCAUUCUUGUUUAAAAUAGACCAGAAAAGCUUUUUGAUUUUACUUUUACCUCUUUGGUCUAUGGCAUUAAGCAUGUACAUAUCAGUGAGACUAUCAGUUUGUUUGUAUUUUGAAGCAUCUACUGUAAGCAAAUAUUGGUCAAAAUGACAUGUCACAGCACUAUUCAUU